AUUAUCUUAAAUAUGCAAGUUUGUAAAUGUAUCUUAUUGAGUCAGAUUGUGGCAUCAGCAGAUAAAAAAAGUACUCAGCUUUUUUUAUGUAGCCAUAGACUAUUGUACAUUAUGCAGUGCUUUCUGUGACUGAUGUGGCGAGAUGUGUAGGCUGUAGGCAGCGUGUCCAAUGUUUAACAUGUGUUAGUGAAUGAAACAAGCAUGGAGAUGAAGGACGGAUUUGUACAGAGAUGCAUGAAGUUCAACUCAUGAUGGGAAUAAUUGUAGAUGUCCUGUGGUGCAAUGCACCCAGCACAUGGUCGUUUGGCGGUGUAUGUCAUAUGCAGCCUAAAUGCUGCAUUUUGAAAACAAAGAUUCCCUAUCAAAAAAUUCAUCCAACAUCUUCCACCAUGCUUGCACCAGACAUGGUGGAUGGGCUACUCUCUGGUUCCCAUUGUGCCAUAGCAGGAGUGUCUAUUAAGGGGCUCUUUGCCCUUCUGGUCCUGACUCUCCUACUGCCUCCAGGAGCAAUGACCAGCUCCAAACCUAUCACCUGCCACAAAACCUGUUUGUGUGCUAGCAACAUCGUCAGCUGCUCCAAGAUGAACCUGACCGGAAUCCCCAUGGCUCUGCCUCGCUACACCGCUGUGCUGGACCUUAGCUUCAACCAAAUCAGUAAACUGAAAGCUGAAUGGACCCCGGUCAAGCUCAGCAAGCUGCACAGUCUCCUGCUCAGCAACAACGGCCUCACCUUUCUCUCCUCUGAGGCUUUUCUGUACGUCACAUGGCUGCGUUACCUGGAUCUGUCCUCAAACGGCCUGAAAAUCCUGGAAGAGUUCAUUUUCGAGCCCCUGGAGCACCUGGAGGUGCUGCUGCUUUACAACAACCACAUCUCCCAGAUCGACCGCACCGCCUUCUCGGGCCUCAAUAGCCUGCAGAAGCUCUACCUCAGCCAGAACCAGGUGAAACGCUUCCCCUUGGAGCUGGUUAAGGAGAGGAACCGGCUUGAGAAGCUCACACUACUGGAUGUGUCCACCAACCGGGUUAAACUCCUGCCCAUACAGGAGCUCCAGGUCCUGCCUGCCUGGAUCAAGAACGGUCUCUACUUCCACAACAAUCCGCUGCCCUGCAGCUGUGAGCUGUACAGCAUGCUGGCCCGCUGGCACCUCCAGGAGCUCAGCUCCGCCACUGACUUCAGGGACGACCACACCUGUCUACUCCCAGGCACGCAGAAGGAGAAGGUGCUUACCUUGGAGCUUAACAAGGUCCAUCUAAAUUGCAGCGCUGUGACCAUCAUAGGCGAGGAGGCCUAUCUAGAGCAGAUUUUAAACCUGGGCUGUGACACCAGGCAGAGGGACGUGCUGAAGAGCUGGGUCUUGCCCGGCAAUGUACAGGUGUCCUCUGGGAACCAAAGUGCUCGGGUCCUCAACGACGGCAGUCUGCAGAUCGGCCCCCUCACGCUAGAGGACUCUGGAGUCUACACCUGUUACGCAGUGGGGGACUCCCUCAAUGAGACUCUGUAUGUGACUGUGGAGGUGCACAACACCACUCAGGCUGGAGGACACGAGGGCAUGAAGACUGCUUACACCACGCUGGUGGGCUGUCUGGCCAGUGCGGUGAUGGUGCUCAUCUACCUCUACCUCACACCCUGCCGCUGCUUCUGCUGCUCAAGCCAGGGCCUGGACAAGAGGGCUCUGGGGGACAGCCUCCACUCCUCCACUGUCAGUGUUUCUCCCACCCAUGAGGACACAGGCCCAGAGGGAGGUGGAGGAGGAGGAGGGGGGGCCUUCGAUAAGCCUCCCUUCAACAGGCAUGUGGCCUUCCCGGACCCAAAGGGCCUGAUCGAGCAGAAUGGGCGACUGAGCCCAUGUGGGGAGGAGGAGGAGGAGUGGCAGGAGGAGGACAGAGGAAAGCAGGAACAGAGAAGAAAGUCAGAUGUGGAGUCUCUGAGCUCUGUGUGCUCGGACACCCCUAUUGUGGUGUGAAAGGGUGUUUCGCUUCAACUAGAAGAUCUUUCACAUCAAAACAUUUGGGGGAAGGGGGAGGAUGGGCGACUCAUCUGCCUCAGUCGGACUGUGACUUGAUAAUUAAGCAGAAAGAGGCUGUCCACUUCCCAUAUGCAUCAGUUCAGUAGGGCAAAUAGCUUUACGUAGUGGUAUUACACUAUCUUGUCUUUUUUAUAAGACAAGAACAUUCAACCAAAUGAGGAUUCAUUCUCACUAAUUUAUUCUGUAGCAAUCUGUGUUCAUCAAAUGCUUCAAUCUCUAUGUUUUAAAAUACCAAUAUUGUUAAUGCUUUCCAGUGAUAGGGGGCACAAAAACAUUACGAGUUGUAGCUGAAUUCAUAUAACCAAUAGAAGCAGCAUUAAAAUAUAUUUAAUGCAAUAGACACAACAUUGCUCCAAUACAUCUGUGCUGCUGUGAAGCCUGGAUCACCAGGCUAAGAAUAGUUUCUGUCACUUAAUCACUAUAAGGUGGGGAAUGCUGGUGGGACAGUGUGUGCCUGGGACAGAAAGGAUAUUUGUUAGCAGCCAAGCCCAGUCCUACCAAAGGGAGUUGUUGUGACAAUCCACUGAGUACUUCUGGUUAUGGGUUCAAGUCCCUAACCAAACGGACAAAUACCUACUGGGCGAUCGUCUCAAAAACACGGUCAGAAAUAGCAGCCAGUAGUACAGCUAAUAUGCUAGCCCACUUAGCGCCCCUGCCACAGCUGAGCAUUGGAUGUAAACACAACUCUAGCACUGGAACAACAGAUACUGUGUCAUCCUGUCAUUUACUUGUAUUGCUAAACAGACACAACUGCAUCUAGAAGAUUAAGGACGGAUGUAGGUGGUAUAAUACAAAGGUCAUUGAUAUUAUGCCAGCAAGAUGAGCUCUGGAAAAAUGGUCAACAAACAGUCAGAUGUUAAUUUUACCCAUCUGUUUAUCAAGGUGGUUUGAGCUCUUGUUUUGAAGCUGAACCUUAUGAUGUAGCUCUGCUCAGUCACCCAGUUGUAGGCUAUGGGGGUUUCUUACCGUGCUUCAUUAGAUAUGACCUUGACUGACAGCUUUUCAACCUAAGUAUCUCUGUCCCUCUUAACUUGAAAUCAGGUGCCAUUGUAAUU
Molecule: messenger RNA, 3082 nt
Organism: Oncorhynchus gorbuscha (pink salmon)
Lineage: Eukaryota; Metazoa; Chordata; Actinopteri; Salmoniformes; Salmonidae
Product: amphoterin-induced protein 1-like
Exons: 2
Coding region: 231-1964 (577 amino acids)
Biological process (GO): brain development
Molecular function (GO): protein binding
Source: RefSeq, a predicted model, not a curated record